Messenger RNA from Drosophila erecta, 759 nucleotides. Its product is annotated as coiled-coil-helix-coiled-coil-helix domain-containing protein 10, mitochondrial. Lineage: Eukaryota; Metazoa; Arthropoda; Insecta; Diptera; Drosophilidae. Gene Ontology annotation, biological process: mitochondrion organization. The record is from RefSeq and is a predicted model, not a curated record. The transcript has a single exon. Gene Ontology annotation, cellular component: mitochondrion; nucleus. Bases 111 to 641 code for a protein of 176 amino acids.
GGCUGUGGCAGUCGAGUCUGGAAAGGUCAAAAGUCGGGCCAUUUCAUUCUAAAUUCAGCUUUCCGAAAGCAAGUCAGCCUUUACAUUUGUCUGCUCAUUUUCGAAAGGAUAUGCCACGUCAACGCUCGGAAAGUCCCAGAUCCACAGGAUCAAUGCGUCGUCAAAGCAGUCGAAGCAGCCAUGUCUUCGCGUCAAGGCCAUCUCGUGGAAGCAGCAAGGAUCUGCCGGCAGUGCAGAAGCCCAAGAAGGAAUCCUUGCCAGCUGCAGCACCUGCUGCCUCGGCAGCCCCCUCCACAGAGGCCAAAGGUCCUAGCGCGGGAGAACGGUUCAAGGACAUGGCCACCACGGCUGCUGGCGUGGCAGCAGGAUCAGCCGUGGGCCACGCUGUGGGCGCAGGACUCACCGGAAUGUUCCAGGGACGUGGUCAGGCAGCCCCGGCCAAGGAGCAGCCUCAGCAGGAGGGCUCCUUGGGAGCUUCCGCUUCGCAGUCGGCGCCGCGACCUCAACUAGUGGAGGAUGGUCCCUGUGCCUUCGAGCUGAGGCAGUUCCUCAAGUGCACCGAGGACAACAGUGGUGAUCUCUCCGUUUGCAGGGAAUUCAACGAGGCAAUGCAGCAGUGUCGGCGGCGCUACAAUGUCUGAGAUCCAGUUCUGAGAAGCACAUCAAUGAGAUUGUUCUUAAGCAUACAUAUUAAAAUUCAAUUCGCAUUUGGCUGAGAUAGGCUACCUGAAAAUAAAUUUUUUCGAAAAAUAAAGCAUA